Molecule: messenger RNA, 1937 nt
Organism: Sardina pilchardus (European sardine)
Lineage: Eukaryota; Metazoa; Chordata; Actinopteri; Clupeiformes; Clupeidae
Gene: agk
Product: acylglycerol kinase
Exons: 15
Coding region: 146-1420 (424 amino acids)
Biological process (GO): phosphorylation; sphingosine biosynthetic process; ceramide biosynthetic process
Cellular component (GO): cytoplasm; membrane; mitochondrion
Molecular function (GO): ceramide kinase activity; ATP-dependent diacylglycerol kinase activity; acylglycerol kinase activity
Source: RefSeq, a predicted model, not a curated record
GGUGAACAUCUCGUGUCAUGCAUUAGAGGAGAAUGACAGCAUUCACAACUGUCUGCUUCUCUGGUUGAUGUCUUGUCGGAUUGGGGAAUGAAUGGCCAGUAUAUCGUCUAUAGUGGUGAUGGUUUGAGCUAAAGACUUUAGGAUUAUGGCCCGUGUUGUGAAGGUGUUUCGGACGCUACGGAAUCACUGGAAGAAAUCCACAUUUGCAGCCUGUGCCCUGUCGUACGGUGGUCACUGGUUAUAUGGAAAACACUGUGACAAUAUUUUACGAAGAGAAGCCUGUCAAGAGGCAAGGGAAUAUGGGCAACAGAUAAUUGGACCUCAGGAGCAGUUGAGGAAAGCAACUGUCAUCUUGAAUCCGGCUGCAUGCAGUGGGAAAGCCAACAACCUGUUUGAGAAGAAUGCAGCACCCAUUUUACAUCUGGCUGGCAUGGAGGUGACCAUAGUAAAGACAGACUAUGAGGGUCAGGCCAAAAAGCUGAUGGAACUGAUGGAGCACACUGACAUGCUUAUAGUUGCUGGUGGAGAUGGAACUUUACAAGAGGUUGUUACAGGGCUGUUGAGGAGGCCUGAUGAGGGAACUUUCAGCAAGACACCCAUUGGAUUCAUACCACUUGGUUCCCAGAAUUCCCUGAGCUCUGCCCUGCAUCCUAUGAGCGACAAUAAAGUCAGGCACAUCACCACAGCAACAUUAUCCAUUUUGAAGGGUGAGACUGUUCCCCUGGACGUUAUGCAGAUUCAGGGAGAGAAAGAACAACCUGUGUAUGCUCUGCUCAGUCUUCGCUGGGGUGCUUUCAGAGAUGUAGCCAACAGCAUCAGCAAGUACUGGUACCUUGGCCCAUUGAAAACCAGAGCAGCUCACUGGUUCAGCACACUGAGGCAGGAGUGGCCUCAGGUGCGAGAGGCCUCCUUGUCCAUCCUGCCCGCUGCUCCCCGGCCAGCAGAUGAGCCGAUACACAAACCUCCACGCCCCAACCUGAUGUAUCGCAUCGCACGCAGACUCAAGAACUACUGGAACCCCCCAGUAAUAGAACCUCCCAAAGAGCCAGAACCAGAGCGAUGGGAGGAGCAGGAGAUCACCACGUCCGAGCUGGUUGUCAGCACCCAGAACAAAAACCCUGUGCAACGGCGGGAGAACGAUGCACUGCUGGUCUGUCUGGAGCCUGAUAACCUCACAGUGGGCGAGUUCAUUACUACAGGAACUCAGAAAGUGGAGGACCCGUUCGUGUCAAUGCCCAAUGCAGUGAAACUGGAGGCUGGCGCCUGUAGAUUCAACCCAAAACAAGAGGGAGGUGGCUUUUUCAACAUUGACAAUGAGGAGUACGAGGCCAUGGCAGUGGAGGUGAGGCUGUUGCCACGCAAACUGCGUUUUUUCUGCAGCGGGGAGCGCCGUGAACAGCUACUGGCUGAGACAACAUGAGCCCCACGACAGCACCACCAGGCAGCAACGGUGGAGUGAGAUAGGAACAUUUAACAGACAAACAAACAAAAAAACAGAACACGUCUCAGUAUUUUGGGUCUCUCUCUCUCUCUCUCUCUUUCUCUAUAUGCCUACCACUCACAUCCAAGCCAUCUGUGUACCUUCCUGUUUCACACUUUGCCGUUGCCAUGGAAAUACAUUUAACCAGGACCAAUGGGAUGUCUGCAGAACAUCCACACACUGAUAUAUUAGGGGAGAGGCCAGAGUGGGCGUGUACACAUGUCCAUUCUUGGACCAAUCAAAACAUUUAACUCCGGCUAUGAAGCUCACAGGCUUUUCAGUUUACAAGUGUAGUUGGACAGAAUUGACACAUCAAAUUUAUUUAUAAGUGCUGUUUUUUCUUUCUGUAACUAGCGUUAGCAAAAAACAUUCUAAGAAUACUUCUAUCUCCUUUUCAGUCAGCAAUAUAUUAAUUGGAAAUGUAAAAAUAGAUUUGAAUAAAGAUUUGUUUACUCAA